AUGAACGAAUCUCGUGCCGAUGCAAGUUCAGUUGUUUACAACGGUCAAGUCCUGGUCACAGGGGGUACUUCUGAUGAUAAGAUCAUUGUGAGUAGUAUAGAGCAAUUUAGUCGCAAUCCCAAUCCGCUUAUCCCACCUUGCUGGUCUUAUUUCUCAUUUAAUUUGCCAAAGGCAUUGAAUGGGCAUCGCAGUGUACUGUAUAAUGAUCGAAUGUUUGUUAUUGGCGGUUAUGAUGAAGAGAAAAAAAAGUAUUCUAAUAUGAUUUACGAAAUCCAGCUACGUUUUCCCUUCACUACAAAGGUUUUGGCUAAAUUGCCUUCAUCAACACACAUGAUAGGCUGUGGUGUUAUUCUGGUUAAUGAUAAAAUUUUGAUAUUUGGUGGUCGCGACUGCCAAAGUAAAACGACUGCGAAAGUUACCAUGUAUGACAUAACUAUGAAUACGUUCCAGGAACUUGCACCAUUGCCUUAUAAAGUGUUCAACAUGGCAACUGUCAACUUUGGAGAAAAUGUCGUUCUUGUUGGUGGUUCUGAUCAGUUUUAUUUUGUGGAUGCAAAAAGCACAGUUGUUAGUUAUAAUAUCAAGACACAAAAAAGCGCUAUGCUACCACCAAUGAAGCACACCCGUUCUCAAUGUUGUGCAGUUGUCGAUGGAAACUCUCUGGUGGUUAUGGGAGGAAUCAAGCACGGUGCAGUUGCUCUCAACUCAGUGGAAGCAUUCGACUUUAGAUCUUCCAAAUGGAGAAGUCUUCCUUCAAUGAAAGAAGCAAGAAGAACGUUCAUUGCAGAAAUUGUCUAA
This is a messenger RNA of Paramuricea clavata, 798 nucleotides long. The record is from the annotation of a GenBank genome assembly. Lineage: Eukaryota; Metazoa; Cnidaria; Anthozoa; Malacalcyonacea; Plexauridae.